Molecule: messenger RNA, 1119 nt
Organism: Emericellopsis cladophorae
Lineage: Eukaryota; Fungi; Ascomycota; Sordariomycetes; Hypocreales; Bionectriaceae
Product: Dihydroceramide delta(4)-desaturase-like protein
Exons: 3
Coding region: 1-1119 (372 amino acids)
Biological process (GO): ceramide biosynthetic process
Cellular component (GO): membrane
Molecular function (GO): sphingolipid delta-4 desaturase activity
Source: RefSeq, a predicted model, not a curated record
AUGCCAUCCUGGUCGUCCUCGUCUACCGUCACCAAGACGCCCAAGCAGCGCAAGUCGGCGUCUGCAGCGUCGUUGUCUUCGAAGAAGGAGACACUCGCCGACAAGGCUGUCGCCGAUGCGAAUGACUUCUUCUGGACUUACACGGAGGAACCGCAUCGCACCAGACGGCUGGCUAUCAUCAAAGCCCAUCCAGAAAUCACAAAGCUUUGCGGACCAGAGCCUUUGACCAAAUGGGUUGUUCUCGGCGUCGUCACACUACAGGUCCUUCUUGCGAUAUACCUUCAUUCGACACCAUUCUUCUCUCUCAAAUUCUGGGGCAUUGCAUACGUUAUCGGAGCGACGGCGAACCAAAAUCUAUUCCUCGCAAUCCACGAGAUCUCUCACAACCUCGCCUUCAAGAAUCCUUUGGCCAAUAGGCUGCUUGCCAUGGGCGCGAAUCUGCCCAUUGGCAUCCCUUACAGUGCCUCCUUCAGGUCCCUCGGCGUCGAUGGCAUGGACACUGAUCUUCCGACCGCCUUCGAAGCAUGGGUACUCGACUCCAUCCUGGGCAAGGCCUUCUUCUGCACAUUCCAGAUCUUCUUCUACGCCAUCCGCCCAAUGACCGUCUACCGCGUUCCUCUUACAAAGAUCCACUUGCUCAACAUCGUUGUACAGCUCGCCUUCGACGUUGUUCUUCUGCGCUUCUUUGGUGUCAAAAGUCUCUUGUACCUGCUACUGAGCUCGUUUCUGGCCGGAAGCCUCCAUCCCUUGGCGGGGCAUUUCAUUGCCGAGCACUACGUGUACGAGACUAUUACCCCGAAGGCGCGUGAUCCGAACAAUCGUGUUCCGGUGCCCGAGACGUUUUCUUACUAUGGCCCUCUAAACUGGUUGACGUACAAUGUCGGUCUGCACAACGAGCACCACGACUUUCCUGCUGUUCCGUGGACCAGGUUGCACGAGGUGAAUCGCAUUGCGGCAGAUUUCUACGACGACCUGCCUCGCCAUGAGAGUUGGGUCAUGGCCAUAGUAAGGUUCAUUUUCGACAAGAACGUUGGCAUGAGGUGCCGCGUGAAGAGGGAAAGCGGAGGUCGUGUUGUAGGCGGCGGUAGCGGGUGGACAGAGAGCGAAGUGCAAAACUAG